Molecule: messenger RNA, 355 nt
Organism: Staurois parvus
Lineage: Eukaryota; Metazoa; Chordata; Amphibia; Anura; Ranidae
Source: the annotation of a GenBank genome assembly
AUGGGGCCCCCGGGCAAUAGGGGAUCAUGGUGCCCCUGUGUCCUUGCCCAAACUCAAAAAAGCCUAUGAAAAAGGUACCAGGGGCAUCUCAUGCCUAAAACCCACCUAACCCAAGUCACAUAGUGGUCAAUGCAUGGAACAUGUAGAGUCUUCUGUAUCUGUUAUCAUUACUAUUACCCAGGGGCAGACUGACAACUCAUGGGGCCCCUGGGCAAUAAGGGAUCAUGGGGCCCCUGUGUCCUUGCCCAAACUCAAAAAAGCCUAUGAAAAAGGUACCAGGGGCAUCUCAUGUGGCCCCCUACUGACCCCAGGCCCUCGGGCAGUGCCCGAGUUUCCAAAUGGUCAGUCCGCCCUU